Messenger RNA from Saccostrea cuccullata (small rock oyster), 2120 nucleotides. Its product is annotated as solute carrier family 22 member 18-like. The transcript has 9 exons. Gene Ontology annotation, biological process: transmembrane transport. Gene Ontology annotation, cellular component: nuclear envelope. Gene Ontology annotation, molecular function: transmembrane transporter activity. The record is from RefSeq and is a predicted model, not a curated record. Bases 150 to 1436 code for a protein of 428 amino acids. NCBI's taxonomy places the organism in Eukaryota, Metazoa, Mollusca, Bivalvia, Ostreida, Ostreidae.
GCCUUCAUAUAACAUCGACGAUUUUUCUUGUACGUGGAAAAUUGUUUUCCUUUGGCUUUUUCUUAAAUGUUUGCAAAUGUUAAUCUUGAUAUAAUUUAAACGACAGUAAUGUUAUUCUGUAGUAACAGUUUGGUACACAAAGUGGCAACAUGGAAACUCGAUCGCGAGCAAGGAGAAAACGCUUAGACAACAUGGGAGGAGAUGCUCCCACUGAAGUAUCUGAGAAAAACACCCAACUUCCGCAUUCUACCAAUGAAGUACAAAUUGGGAAAUGGAAAUUUAACAGAGUCAUAUUUAGUACCCAUUUCAACAUCUUCCUAUAUGCGACAUGCUUCUGGAUACAAAUAGGCACUUUGCCUUACUUAACAAAGAAGCUUGGGGUGGAUCCAGUAUUCUUUGGAUAUCUUCAGACAACAUUUGCAGUGGUCCAGUUAUGUGGGGGUCCAGUGUAUGGGAGAUUUGGAGACAUGUUUGGGGGGAGAGCAGCCAUGGCCCUGGCCUUUGCCUCAGCAUCAGCUUCCUACUUCCUGCUGGGAAUAGCUGACAAUUUCUUUUCACUUUUUCUAUCCAGACUGCCGUCCAUUUUCAUGCAUGCUAUGCAAGGUGGGCAGAUGAUUGUGACAGAUAUGGGUGAGGAAGGACAGAGAGCAGCAGCUCUGGGCAAGCUGGGCUUGUCAUACGGAGUGGGCAUGGUGAUUGGCCCAUUUCUAGGAGGAUUAGUGACCAAAUACUUCAGUGAACAGACAGCUGCCUUUGUGGCCUGUGCUGGGUCCCUUGUCAGUAUAGGCAUUGUGUGGAUGUUUGUGCCAAAGAGAACAAAGAAGUCACAUAUAAAGGAGAGUUCAGAUUCAGCUGUUUUCAGUUUGAAGAAGCUCUUCUCCUUGAUAAUGGCUCCUGGGGCUCCCUUUUUACUCUUCAUCAGAAUGCUGGCAGGACUGCCAAUUGGAGUUUUCCAAAGCAUGUUUUCGGUUGUUGCCUUGGAAACUUUUAAACUACCUGCAGAGCAGAAUGGCUAUUUAUUAUCUUAUGUUGGAAUUUUAACUAUGAUUGUACAAGGUCUUGGCAUUGGAAUAUUAACAAAGAAGUUCUCAGAAAAUGACAUACUCAAAUGGUCAUCAUUUCUUCUAGUUUGGUCCUAUUUAGCACUUGCUUUUGUAACAGAUGUUUUCCAGUUGUGUGUAGUCAUGGCUCCUUUAGUUGUGGGACUGGCUUCCUCUAAUAUUGUAGUCAGCAGCGCCCUCACAAAAACGGUGUCUGACCAGGAUACAGGAGCGAUGCUGGGAUUGAACAUGGCUGUUAACUCUUUAAUAAGGACAAUCUCUCCUACUGUUGGGGGAUAUCUACUGAAGCAGUAUGGCUUUCAAUCUUUUGGAUACCUCGGGUUUAUAAUGCUCACCAUAGCUACAAUUAUUCUGUUUAUAAAACUCAGACAGUAGGAUAUAUCAGGGUUAUUUUUUAUGCAUUCCUUUAGUUUACUGAUGUUUAUAUAUGAUUUUGUUAUGUCUGUGAUUUUGUUUUAGUUCCCAAAUGGCAGUACACUAUUUUAUCUUGUUAUGUUGGCCAUCUACAUGUAUGUUUAGUUUUAAAUAGGGAUAUGUAUGUAUGAUGGAUUAUAGUUGAGAAUGAUCAUAUAUAUUAUAUGAUUAUGAUCAGUGUUAGGGUUUACUUCAGUUUCUCAUCAUGCUUCAGAAUAUAACAAUAAAAGUUGACUGAUCUAAGAGGAUAUUUGAUUUGUAUUGUUCUCCUCUAGUGUAUUGUGUGAAUUGAAUGGAAAAUUUGAUUCUUCACUUUAUAUGAACUUUUGAUAUUUUAUAUGCUUUGUAUGGUUAAUAUGGAAGGAGUGUGAUUUCAAUCAUACAACAUACUUUUGUGUGUAAGGGGAGGGAGUUGUGAGACAUUUUCUAUUAUCACUAGUUCUAUCAAUUUGUAUUUCAUUUUAAGGAAGAAAUGUGCAUUUCAAACACAUCAACUGCAUAAAAAUUUGUUUUCUAGUGAACAAAUUAGCACUUUUUAAAUGAGCACCAUUUUUGCUCAGAGGUAAAACUACUUGUUAACUGGAGUUAACACAUUUUUCAAAUUGUCUCUUUUAGUUGAAUAAGAGAAUUACAACAUGGAAAUUA